AUGAAUGAUCCUCUUGAAGAAGCAAUUACAAAUUCAAAUAAUAAUGUACAUAUACCUACAAACAAAGAAAUUGAAGACACAAUAAAUUAUGGUGAAGUUAAGAAUACUACUCACAAUACAAGAUUCUGGUUGAAAGUUCUAACAUCUGUUAGAACAAAAAUGGGAUACAAUUAUGACAUUAGUGAAAUUGUUGUUAUAAAUCAGUUACAAGAAGAAUUGAUUCAAUUUUUUCAAGUGUUAAACAAAAAAGACAAAUCACCAUAUGCAUCAAUAUCAAUAAAAAAUUGCUUUGCUGCUAUACAUAGACUUCACAAACAUUUAGAUGGCAAAAUUAAAAAAAUACAAGAUUUAAGCAUAAUCAAACAGAAAAAAUCUGACUCACUCAAAUAUGAUGAAAUUUACCAAAUUUUAACACAUCCUGAGUUAAACAAAGGCACACCAUUAUCCAUCACUUAUAAAACCUAUUUUUGGUUAUGUUUCUUGUGUGGUUUUUGUGGUGGAGAUGCUCAAAGAUUAAAAUUGGCAAAUGUGGAAUUAGCAGCUAUUAAUGGACUGACAAUUACAAUUCCUUGUGGAAAAAACAAUGCUGGCUAUAGUUUGCUGAAAAUCUCUAUAAAAAACUGUAAUAAUGUUCAAAUAAAUCUUCAAAAGAUUAAAUUUUUAAUGUUUAUAAUUGAUUCAUGA
Molecule: messenger RNA, 684 nt
Organism: Entrophospora sp. SA101
Lineage: Eukaryota; Fungi; Glomeromycota; Glomeromycetes; Entrophosporales; Entrophosporaceae
Source: the annotation of a GenBank genome assembly